Thunnus maccoyii (southern bluefin tuna) is the source of this 2024-nucleotide messenger RNA. RefSeq names its product tectonic-3-like. Bases 218 to 2011 code for a protein of 597 amino acids. The record is from RefSeq and is a predicted model, not a curated record. Gene Ontology annotation, biological process: smoothened signaling pathway; cilium assembly. The transcript is spliced from 14 exons. NCBI's taxonomy places the organism in Eukaryota, Metazoa, Chordata, Actinopteri, Scombriformes, Scombridae.
AAACGGAUGUUGCCGUGACAACUUCCUUGGUAACAAGAAGCUUGUACGUUUUAUGGAGGAUGUGUCGCAUGUUUAGCUAACUUGAAAACAUUUCAUUGAGUCACUUAAAUAUUUAUUUAUUGUUUUAGUGUACUUUCAUGAAUCUGAAGUUGUAAAGAGUAACGUUAGAGAAGUAAAUCUCGGCUAACUAUUUACCGCGCCAUGUCUCUUUGAGGAGAUGAAUUCCCACCAGUGGUGCAUUUCAGUCCAGAUAUUUCUUGUCUUGUGUGGACGUUUGGCUCAAGCAGCCACAGACUCAACCGUCAGUGCCAGCCCAACAACUGAGGGGCCUUUCAGCUCAGCAACCCCUGCUCCUGGGUUCACGGAGGCGGCCACAGGCGGCCUCGAUGUCGGUACCGCUGAGACUGCAACCACCGAACUGACGACGUCUGACGCUCCCACUGUGGUCACUGAAGCUCCGUACGCAACCACCGUCCAACCUGUACUGCCUCAAGACGCUUGUCUCUGUGAUUUAACCCCCGAUUUCUGUGACAUUGGCUGCUGCUGUGACACAGUUGAUUGUGGUAUUGCUAACCUGAGUACUGUCUUCACUGGAUGUCCACAGAAAGUCAUAUCAGGAGUUUGCAUCGAGAAAUGGCUGAUAUUCAGAGCCAACGUGGAUUCAUCUUUUGUCACUGAGACUGACUCUUUGUUUUGUGUUCAGCCUGAAGAUAAUGCACCUCAGUCUCUCCCAGCUCUGCUUCAGUAUUCGGCUUCAGGGGACUCGUACCACUUCUCACCACCAGAACCUACAAGCAGCAGCCACACCAGAGAUUUUUACAGGGCUGAUGAUGUCAUCCAGACGUUUUUCUCCAACUCGUCUGUGCGGGGUCUCCUUCGUCAGCCGUCUCCAGGGGCUGCAGCUGCACUCUGUAUCAACCGCAACCCUGCAAAGUUCUUGAGGUCUGUGUCUCUGUCUUGUACCCGCAUGUUGACUCCUCAGUCGUGCACCACAGACCCAAACCUCAACGCCCGCUCCUACUUCUCUGACCUGAGUCUGAUCAAGAUUCCGAUAGCUGAGACGGCACAAGUGUCAGACUUUCUGAUCCCGGUCACUAAGCUGUCUGACUGGCCUGCACCAAGUAAACAAAACAACUCCUGUAUUAAUGUGGUGAAAAAGGUUGAGUUUGUCAUAGGUUACACAGGCAGAGGGGAACUCUCAUAUGCAACGGUCAAUGUCGUCUUAGCUGACGUGGAUCCCAAUCAGUCGCUGCUGCAGACGCAUUCUAUACAAUUCCAGCUGGCAACACCCAGCCCUACUCCAGGAGGACCGAGCCCUGCAGGCGGACUUAGAGCGGGAUCUCCUGUCAUGGGUCGCUUUGCUGAAGCGGUGAAGCCACUGACCACACUGGGGGUCUCACAGGGCGGCGAGUGUUCCUCUGACCCCAGCACACGAGCAGCCAUCCUCUUCACACACAACACCGUCAGUGGCUGCACAUUCAGUUCUCCCUCUAGUGACUGUUCAGAGCUGCAGUCCCAGAUUUACUGGGUCUUGCAGGAACUCACUACUCCCGAUGCCAUUGCCAUGAACUCGGGCUCCCAACCGGACUGGACGAGAGUCAUCACCCAGGAGUGUCCUGUCAGCUUUCAGGAAACAUGCGAAUCAGGCUGCAUCCUCCCCCACUCUCUCUCUAUUCGAGUGCUUUGGGCUCGCCAGGGCCCACUUGACCUUCCCCAGAGCUACAUCCUGGGAGCCAAAUAUCUUUUCCAGUGUGGUCGUUUUAAGUGUCCUAUAGCGUCCCCUCUCGCUCUGACCACCGAGGUGACGUUCGUCGACACUACAGUUUACCCAGAACCCCCCAGAGGCUUGCCUCAGCCUAACUGGAAGUUUCCAUUUGAUUUCUUCACUAGAGGCACUGCUGAGCUGGACCGGCACACUGUUAACAACGGCAGUGACACUGAGAAGGUCACAUGGAGUUUAAUGCUGUUCACAGUAAUGUUGCUAAGAGGAUUAGAAUUCUUCAGUAGGUAGAUGGAUUAUAGGU